Molecule: messenger RNA, 2640 nt
Organism: Thamnophis elegans (Western terrestrial garter snake)
Lineage: Eukaryota; Metazoa; Chordata; Lepidosauria; Squamata; Natricidae
Gene: SKIDA1
Product: SKI/DACH domain containing 1
Exons: 1
Coding region: 1-2640 (879 amino acids)
Source: RefSeq, a predicted model, not a curated record
AUGGAAGAUUUGAAGUCGGGUUUCGAAGAGGUGGAUGGCGUACGCCUGGGCUACCUGAUGAUUCGGGGCAAGCAGAUGUUCCCCCUCUCGCAGGUCUUCACAGAUCUUCUGAAGAACAUCCCGCGCACCACGGUGCACAAGCGCAUGGAUCACCUGAAAGUCCAAAAGCACCAGUGCGACCUGGAGGAACUGCGGAAGCUCAAGUCCAUCAACUCCAUAGCUUUCCACGCAGCCAAAUGCACCCUCAUUUCCCGCGAGGACGUAGAGGCGCUUUAUACCUCGUGCAAGACCGAGCGCGUCCUGAGAACCAAGCGUCGGGGAGGUGCCAAGCCGGGCCAGGAGACCCUGCGCCCCGACCCCUACGCGGCUUUUUGGAAAGACGGAGGCAAACUUUGCGUGAGCUUGAAAGAAGGGACUACAAGCCAAGCCAGCAGCAGAAAGAAAGCAGCCUGGCGCAAGGCGGCGGCCGCGGCGGCGGCUGCACAAGCAGGAGCUUUUCUACCGGCCUCGGAUCUACCUCAUUUUUGGAGCAAAUCCGCCGGGCGCAGUUUGCCAAGCUUUGCCCCACCGCCUAGCAAUGAAGCUGUAAACUAUGAAACCGCCCAGCUUGGCCCCGGCUACGUCUCGCUGGCCACAGAACCGGCUUGUUUUCGGAGCCUGCUCUGCUCCAAGCAUCCUCAUUACUACUACCAUUCCUCGGCCGCCAUUGCCACUCAGCCUAAGCUCGCGGCGGCGGCGGCGGCGGCGGCAGCAGCAGCAGCGGCGGCGGCGGCGGCGGCGGCAGCGGCAGUCUCUAGAAGCAAACCGCUGGGUCUGGGCUGCAGAACUAAGCGGAAAAAGAGCACCGAGAGGCGUUUCUCUGGCGGGUGCGGGCGGCGUGUGGUGAUUCUGCCCCGAGCUUGCAAAGCAGCUCGGAGCGCCGUGGCGGAGAGGCUGCAUGGACUGCGUGGUUUUCUGACCCCGCAGCCUGCCCCGGUUUUCCCGGAACCUUACAGCAGCGAUUCGGAAUCCAGCUCCUAUUCGAAUCACGCAGACAACGACUCCGACUUCUGCUCCAGCCUGAGCAGCACCAGCAAUUCCGGUUCUUCUGAGGAGGAAGAGGAGGAAGGCAGCUGCGCCUCUGAUUCCAGUGAGCUCAGCUCUGACGAGGAAGAGGAAGAAGAGGAAGAAGACGAGGAGGAGGAGGAAGAGGAGGAAGAGGAGGAAGAGGAAGAAGAGACCAGCUCGGAAUCUGAUUCCAGCUCCGGGUCCAGCCACGUCUCGGUCCAGAGUAUCCGCUUCAGGCGCACUAGCUUCUGCAAAUCGCCCACCCUCCAGACUUCAGCCAGCCUCGUGCCCCAUCCGCCUCAGUUUGCUAGCCACGAGGAGCUUCCAGGUCCAGCGCAAUUCGUCAAAUGCGAAGCGUCGGAAGAACCUGAGGAGUGGAAGAUCCCGGCUGGCUGGCUUUCAAAAGCUGAGCCGGGCUUGGACUGCACCACGCAUCCUGUCGGCAGUGCGUACUUAGGAUUGCUGGAGCAGCCCACGGAAGGGGCCAGUGGCGGUGAGGGAAGAUUCCUCUUGACUGGCGAGGACCACUCCACACUCGUGCCUGAGGUAAAGUCUCUUGACCUGCCUGGGGUCCCCUGGUUAGCCUGCGGUGACUCUUCUGCUAGCUUAAAGCCAAACCACAUUUUGCCCCAAGCAAGAUUUUUCGGAGAGGGCCAGACCUGCCAGCCUGCCCUUGCCUCUCACCCUCAUCCUUUUCCCCUUUCUCCAACUGGUGCAGACAGUAGCACUGCUGCCCUAACCCAUCUGCCCAAGGAGCUUCCGGGAAAUGUCCAGUUCAAUGGGAGAUCAGCCACUUGCCAGGGGACUGCUGCUGUUGCAAGUCCAGAUCUCCAAAGCCAUGUCCAGCUCCUCUCUUUUGUGCCCAUUGCCCAGAUCAAAGUUGAGGACAGCAGUGCUAAUGCUGAGUAUGGGGCUCUCCCAGUACAGAUCCCACUCAAAUGGGAAGAGAGUGACCAGGAGACCAAGGUGGAGGCAGACUGCCAGUCAUCACCACAGCCUGGUCCCACCCAGCAUCCUGGAACUCUUUUGCUGUCAGCCAAGGCAGACCCUACCUGCCUAGAGGACUGUCCUAGCCCUCUCAAGAGCACUCUGUGUCCAGCAUCUCUGAGCCGGACCCUUGCUGCAUGCACUUUAGGCAAUGCUUCUGCUGCCAAACCUGAGGAUGGGGAUUACAAAUUCGGAGCCCGGGUGAGGAAGAACUACCGCACCUUGGUGCUGGGCAAACGAGCCACCACACCGAGCCCAGCACCACUCAAGCCAAAUCUGAAAUCAGCACGCAACCCCCGGCCACCUCCAGGGAAACUCCCAGAGGCUCAAGAAGGCAGCUUGGAUGACUUAGCUGUUCUCAACCGACGCAAGAGGGUGGCUAGCAGUGUCACCUCCACCCUCAAGAGGCCAUUCAGUUUCAUGGGCAACUUUCCCUGCCCUCCCUCCUUGGUGGUUGGCCCAGAUGGAGAUCUCACACCAGCCUAUACCUUAAGCACCUCCAAGAGUGCCCAACCACCACCCAAGGCCCAUCCUAUCUGGAAAUGGCAGCUGGGUGGGCCACCAAUACCUCUUCCACCCAGCCACAAGUUCAGGAAACUGAACUAA